Messenger RNA from Folsomia candida, 3485 nucleotides. RefSeq names its product peroxidasin. NCBI's taxonomy places the organism in Eukaryota, Metazoa, Arthropoda, Collembola, Entomobryomorpha, Isotomidae. Gene Ontology annotation, molecular function: cell adhesion molecule binding. The transcript is spliced from 12 exons. Gene Ontology annotation, biological process: cell-cell adhesion. Gene Ontology annotation, cellular component: cell-cell junction. The record is from RefSeq and is a predicted model, not a curated record. The coding region runs from base 190 to 2004 and encodes 604 amino acids.
CAUCAAACUAAAUACUCAGGAGGCAUAACACCGGAUAUAUGUAAAUAAUAUCUUCGAAACAUAUUUAUUUAAUACAAAUAGUUAAGAUAUUAUAUUUUUUUACGAGUGGUGAAAAUCACGUGAAUUGUCUCAAAAUUAUAUGCUGAAAAAUGUUUGACUAGAAAUUUGCACUGAAACUUUAAAUUAAAGAUGUGUGUGAAAAAAAUAAUUGAUUUUAGCCCUCCUACCAUCUCCGUCUUAAUUACCCUCCUAAUACUCUCCACUUAUAAAGCCACAGGUCAAGUGCCCCCAAAAAUUUACACAGAUCCUUUGCUAUCGAUCUCAAACGUUGAAGAACUCUCUUCCCUGGAUAAUCACUCUUGGGAAACAGUCAGAUUACAUUGUGCCGCAAAUGGGGACCUACCCAUGACAUAUUCAUGGAAGAAAGACGGAGUUUUAAUGCCACAAUUAGAAGGCAGCAAUGAAAAUCUAACAAUCCAACUAAAAUCCGCCAAAGGAAUAUAUCAAUGCCUUGCUACAAAUCAGUGGGGAGUUUCAAAAAGUCAAAGUCAAACGGUACACGAGAUUAAAGAUGAAACAUUUGCAUUUCCCGAUCUGCACGGUUCUAAAUUAUGGGGAAAAUUGUCAUGUCCUAGUGAAGGUUUUAGAGGAAUUCAGUGGGUUGAUCUCAAAGAGUCGCUCCCACCCACGUACAAAUUUUGGGCCGUACAAACUGUUAAUAAAUUUGGGAAACACGCACCAAGACACAUAGUUGGACCAGACGGAAGCUUGUACAUCCUACACUUCAUAAAGGAUGACUUCAUAGAAGAUCAUCCUCUCCUAAAGUAUUUUUGUGUAGCACCUUUACAACAUUACACAUAUAAAAACGAGCCCUUGUACAUUACGAUGGACACACAAUAUCUGACACCACCAAUACAAGUUCCUGGUCUUGAUCAAUGGAGAGAUUUUCCUCCCGUACUUCUCUUUGAUAACUCUGGAGAUGUCAUUGCGUUCGAAGGAGAAGAAGCAACUUUGUGGUGCAUUGCGGCUGGAAAACCAAUUCCAAAAGUAGACUGGACAUUUGAUUCUGAACUGAUAGCAAAUUCUACCAUGACCUUUGUCAUCAAUAACGUAACAAAGUCGCACAGUGGUUCGUACCAAUGCCUCAUUUCUCAGCUUGGAAGCAACUCUUUUAUUCUAAAGAGCUUCCAUCUUGUAGUGAAAUCUCGCCCCCGUUUUACAACUCGACCCACCGAUCAAAACGUGCAAAUCGGCAGUGAUUUUGUUUUGAAUUGUAAUGGAAAUGGAGAACCAAUGCCAUUCAUUACUUGGACAUUUAACGGCGAAGAAUUGAAUGAAACCAAAGGGGGACACGUUAUUAGAUUUUCUGUGCUAAAUAAUGGGAAAAGCUUGAAAAUUUAUAACUUCUCAACCGACUUGGUGGGUCAGUAUGGAUGUAGUAUUUUCAAUGAGUACGGAUCUAAAUAUGCCGAAGCUACUGUUACGCGUGAGCUUGCACGCGAGUUAUUAAAUUAUAAAGAUGGUACUUCGUCCAACUUUGGAUUAUAUAUUUUCCUCACAAUUGCCACCGUCUCAAUUAUGAUGGCUCUUCUAAUUAUGACACAUUUUGUCAGAAAACGCUUUCACAAAGGGAACCAGCCUCAAAAUGUUUACACAAUGGUUUCGCCUAACGACCCAAGUGUAGAAUGUAACGCUGCAACUUUGUCUGAAGGAGUGAUUGUUGAUGACUUGGUUGACGAAGAUGGUUAUAUGCGACCUAAUCAUGUCGUCCCAAGAUCUAAUUUGUUAAUACGACAACACAUAGGUCGUGUCCAGGCCGUCAAUUUUCCAUAUAUUGGGCAAGUUGGCAAUAACGAGAGAGAAAGUCAUAUAUACGCAGAGGCUUUGCCAGAUUUAGAUGACGAGGGUGCCCAUGAUCAUGAAUAUGACUCGUUGCAUCAAGGUCGGAGACCUAACGCUGCGUAUACAACAUUACAAGACAUCCAAUCAAAACGCUCCAAAUAAUAAUGUACAAAUUUUUAUAUACAAACUUAAAUUUUUUUAAUUUGAUAACCUCCAGUAUACAGAUGCGUAUAAGAAAUCCUUUGAUACCACUGGUAACAUGGAGCUAAACUCAACAUUUUACAAUUUACUAAUCUAAACAAAUGCUCCUCUAUCUAUGUAUAUAUUUAUGUAAUCCAUACCUAAAUAAAUUGAGUACGUGCCCAAGUGCUAAUUAACACUUAUAUUAUCUAAGUACUUAUAUGCAGUGUGGCUUUAGUAAUUUAUAGAAAUAAAUGUUUUUUGAAUUACCAUAUUGUAUAAUUUUCAGCUUGCUGAGACGUGUAUGUACCAAGAAUUCGGAGCUAAUGUACAUCUGUAGAAUAUGCUGGAAUGGUUUGGUGGUUACAUUAUUUAGAGGUUCCAAGACACAAACAAUUAAAGCUUGGAAAUUUAGUAGUAACUUGGAAAUUAACCUAAAUAAGUAGUUUUAAUUGCAACGUAUUAACAGACACGUUGAAAAUUAGUCAUCCAUAGCAUUGGGCUAACAGAUUGUUCAAUUUCUCAAUUACUUUUUCCCAAAGUUAAUUUCACCGCAGAACGAAAAUUUGUGGUCUUGAUCGGUAUAAAACCCGACACAUUAACGGGUUAAAGUAGCAGAAUACAUUUUCAAUACAAGUAUCUUCAAAGUUCCUGAAGAAACAUAAUGAUCGUAACACUCUUGUUCGUAUUGGCAGUUGCCGGAGGCACAUUUGGCGAAGUUCAGGUGGAAAUUGAUUUCUCCCAAGCUGUCAAGUAUGAGGCUUGCGUUCCCAAACUGCGAGAUGCCAUCGUCGACUAUUAUACCAAAAUAUCCGAGUACCUCACUUACAAUGGUUACACUCCACCCCAAAAGUUGAAAAUAGUCCUCGUCUGUGCCACCAAGAAUAAUGGGAGGACCAGCGUGAGUAGCGCUAACAACGAGUACGUCGCCGAAUUUGGCGACGACACGGACACAAUUCCAGAGGGUGUGAGUCAAAUGAUAGUUCAUUCCACAGCCUGGUCGAUUAUGAGCUUCCCCAGCGAUGCGCCGAAAUGGAUGACCCAUUGUCUCACAGACUACGUUCGAUAUUAUCACUACGAACCCACCGACCGUCCCAGCAAGCCUAGAAAUGAUCCUGGUGCGGAAAUGAUCCAAGAACGUAGCAUCAGCGGAGUGCGCGUACUGGCUGAACUAUGUCGUCACAGCCUACUCAAGUAAACCGGACGUGGCUCAAAAGAUUUUCAAAAUUACGAGGGAAGGAAAGUACAAGGAUGACGUGUGGAAGCAGAUUACUGGCAAAGAUGGCAAAAAACUUUGGGAUGAGAUGCAGGCCAAGGGGAGGUAGAUCAUUUUGAGUGAUUUUAAAUCAUCAUAACAUAACAGCACAUCUUUCGUGCGAGUACAUUUUGGAUUGUCAAGUUGAAAUAUUUAUUCAAAACAAUUUAGAAAUUGGUAAUAAAUCAAGAAUUUAAAUUCGUGAAAA